UACACGCCAAGAACAAUACGAGCCAUAUAUUCCACAAAAUUAAAAUUAAAUACCCAAUUAAAAAUAUCACUCAAUAAUUAACAACACAAAAAUCACCCGCCAGAAAUGGCCGAACUGAAGCUCCGUACAUUUUCCGGCACCGCUAAUCUCUCCUCCACCGCCAAUCUCUCCUCCACCUCACUCUCCUCACUUUCAUAUUUUUGUCCGAAAAGAAAUGUAAAAAUACGCAGAAAAACGACGCCGGUAAAGUCAGCUGCAGUGGAAAGUCCACCGGUUCCUUCAAGCCCACGUAAUAGCGCGGCGGGAAUGAAGCUUCUAGAAGCUUCCUCAGUUCCCUCAGCUUCAAGAGACAGGAGAGAUGAUAUGCGAGCCGAGGGAAAAGCCAUGGCUCGUGCUGCCUAUGUCUCGGUUUACGAUCCUCAGAUUAUUUACGAUAAGUAUAAGUCGCGGCCGUUUAAAGUGGUGGGAAGGAGUCUCCAGAUUUUGAGUGGGAUAGGGUUUUUUGGGUUUAGUUUAUGGGUGGAUCAGCUGCAAGGCCAGCUUGAUCAGAGGAAGAGACUCAGGGCUAUUGAGCUGAGGAAUAUCUUGACUCGUCUUGGUCCAACUUUUGUUAAAAUUGGCCAGGGCUUGUCGACCAGACCUGAUUUGUGUCCGUCUGAGUACCUUGAAGAACUUUCGGAGCUGCAGGAUGAUUUGCCCACAUUUCCGGAUGCGGAGGCACUUUCGUGCAUUGAGAAGGAGUUGGGUGUUCCUCUUGAAUCUAUAUACUCUUCAAUAUCUGCAACUCCUAUAGCUGCGGCUAGUCUAGGUCAGGUUUAUAAGGCUCAGAUGAAGUACUCUGGGCAGACGGUUGCUGUGAAGGUGCAGCGCCCUGGAAUUGAAGAAGCUAUAGGACUAGACUUUUACCUGAUAAGAGGUCUUGGACAACUGAUAAAUAAAUAUGUUGACGUAAUUACUAGUGAUGUUGUGGCACUUAUAGAUGAAUUUGCUCGUAGAGUUUAUCAAGAGCUCAACUAUGUGCAGGAAGGGCAGAAUGCGAGGAGGUUUCGGAAGUUGUAUGCUGAUAAAGCAGAUGUAUUUGUACCAGAUAUUUUUUGGGACUACACUAGUGCAAAAGUUUUGACAAUGGAAUGGGUUGAGGGUGUCAAAUUAAAUGAGAAAGAAGCUAUUGAGCGUCAAGGUUUGAAUGUCUUGGAUCUGGUUAAUGCUGGUAUCCAGUGUAGUCUAAGGCAACUACUUGAAUAUGGGUAUUUCCAUGCUGACCCUCAUCCUGGAAACCUCUUGGCAACAGCUGAUGGAAAACUUGCUUUUCUUGAUUUUGGAAUGAUGAGUGAGACUCCCGAAGAAGCAAGAUCUGCUAUAAUUGGUCAUGUCGUACACUUAGUUAAUCGGGACUAUGAAGCAAUGGCCCGUGAUUACUAUGCACUAAAUUUUUUGGCCCCAGAUGUAGAUGUUACUCCAAUUGUACCAGCACUUAGAAACUUCUUUGAUGAUGCACUUAGUGCAACUGUGAGUGAGCUCAACUUCAAAACACUAGUGGAUGGUCUGGGCGGGGUACUCUAUCAAUUUCCAUUCAAUGUUCCAGCGUACUAUGCAUUGAUUUUAAGAUCGUUGACUGUUUUGGAAGGUUUAGCCCUUUACGCUGAUCCUAAUUUUAAGGUACUCGCUGCUUCAUAUCCAUACUUUGCCAAGAGGCUACUCACAGAUCCAAAUCCAUAUCUCAGAGAUGCUCUUAUUGAAUUGCUAUUCAAAAAUGGGAGGUUCAGGUGGAACAGACUUGAGGAUCUGCUUGUUCAAGGGAAAAUGGAUAGGGAUUUUUCAGCAGGAGAUGCAUUACAACCUGUCCUAAAGCUAUUGUUGGGUCCAGACGGUGAAGAGCUUAGGGUUUUAGUUAUCAAGGAAUCUACCCGUGUUACUGAAGCUUUUAUGUUGGGAUCAAUGAUAGAUGGAUAUAAUUCAAUUCCCAGUCCCUUGAAGAACUUGAUUGUCAAUAAUAAUACAGUUGGACCUCCUGCAAUGAGCACUACUGAACAAAAAGCCUUGAUGGAUCUUCGCGAUCAAGUAUCUAGAAUCUGGAAGCUUCUGCAGUCCUCGGAGAAUUUCGAUCCUAAUGUUUUGCAGCCUAUUUUAAUAGUUCUUCAAGAACCUGAGGCGCGGAGUCUUGGCGGGCGGGUAUUUGGUGGAAUAACUCAGCGUCUUUCAGCUCGCUUUUUGCAGCAACUUCUUCGGACUCCAACAGUAGUCCCUGCUCCUUCUAGUUCGUAACACUUUUGUAAUUCAAAUCUUGAACACAAUGCCAAUUCAUUUUAGAUAGUUGGACAUAUAAUAUAGAUAAAGGAAAACGAAAACUGCAAGAGUAUAUGAAACAUUGUGCUCACAUAUUCGAAACCCAAAACUUGACACAUAGCACCAACUAGCAUUGUAUAUACAUGAAUUUCCGAAACGUGGCAAUUUUUAGCCUUAUUACACCUUAUUUCGAACGAUAUGUUUUGCUGAAA
Molecule: messenger RNA, 2498 nt
Organism: Daucus carota subsp. sativus
Lineage: Eukaryota; Viridiplantae; Streptophyta; Magnoliopsida; Apiales; Apiaceae
Product: protein ACTIVITY OF BC1 COMPLEX KINASE 3, chloroplastic
Exons: 6
Coding region: 106-2265 (719 amino acids)
Biological process (GO): protein phosphorylation
Molecular function (GO): protein kinase activity; ATP binding
Source: RefSeq, a predicted model, not a curated record